AUGUCAGGCCCACCGGGGCCAGGGCCUGCGCGCGCCAUGAGCGUAGGCACAAACGGCCCUCCCAGCGCCGGCCUCCCACCACACAGCAUGACGCCGCAACAGAGCACCGGCCCUCCGCCGCCGCCGACCACCUCGGGGCCCCAGUCGCAGCAGAACCUGAACCAGAUAGUGCUCGAGUAUCUCUCCAAGAAGGGCUAUGUGCGUACCGAAGCAAUGCUCCGCAAGGAGUCCGAACCCCAGCCGAACGGCCAGCCUCUCGUCAGCGGCAGCACGGAGACAGGCGGUGCCAAGUACACAAAAUCGUUCGAGCUGUUGCGCAAAUACACAGAAGACAACCUGGAUCUGUACAGGCCAGAACUGCGGAAGCUGCUGUGGCCCGUCUUCGUCUACUCCUUCAUGGACCUGGUGCGCGACUACUUCACCAAGGAUGCCGAAACCUUCUUUGCAACCUAUCAGAAUCAGUUCGAGCGCGACCAUGGCGAUGAGAUCAAGACGCUCCGGCAGGUGCGCUUGCCCUCUCAUCUCACAGAGAGCAACAUUGCGAAGCUAUACACCGAGAACAAGUACCGGUUGACCUUGACCACGAUGCCCUUCUACAACCUGAUCCAGUUCUUGGAGUCGAAGAUGUUUGAGGGCGGCCAGGCGCUCAUGGACAUCGUUCGGGACCACCUGAACAUCGUCACCGUCGAUCGAACAGCGACUGCAGAGAAGAGCAUAGCAGCGAUCCUGGCAGGAGGACAGGGAGAGGAUGAGCUGCCAGCAGAAGACGAAGGUAUUCCGGGACACAACCCCGGUCAUCCGCUCACGAGCCGCCACGAUCCGGAAGCUGAUGCUGCACGAAUCCGCCUGCAGCUUGGCCCAUACCCCCAGGAUCAAGACCUGCAAGACGAUGUCCGAGCGACCCUGCAGGACGAAGACGCCAAGAACGCGCCCAAGCCCGGGCAGUCAUCUUUAGUGGACGAGUACGAGCAGCGCAUCAAGCGAGAGCCAACGGAAGAUGGGCCUUCACGUGACACAGUACCAUUGCCGCCGUCGUUGGCGCGCGAUGUCUCCAUGGAGGUGGCCAAGAUCAUGGAGUACCGUGAUCGCUACAAGAUGGAAGGUCGCACCGGUGGCGUUGGUCCGGCUGUCAGCGUUACCAUGUAUACCUUUCACAACACAUAUGACAGCAUCAACUGCAUCGAGUUCUCCGGCGACAACCAGCUCGUAGCAGCUGGCAUGGCCGAAUCCUACAUCCGCGUUUGGUCCAUGGACGGCAGUCCUCUCACAUCCUCGUUACCUGAGAGCAACACACAACCUUCUUCAUCGCGACGCCUCGUUGGCCAUGCCGGCCCAGUCUACGCUGUCUCCUUCUCGCCUUCUACCUCAAACCACGUCGAGGGCGGCCCACCUACCAACACUCAAUUCCUCCUCUCCUGCUCCGAAGACAAGACCGUCCGACUGUGGUCUCUUGACACAUGGACCUGUCUGGUCGCUUACCGCGGCCACGACAACCCUAUCUGGGAUCUCCAGUGGGGACCAUAUGGGCACUACUUCCUCACUGGCUCCAAUGACCGCACCGCGCGACUAUGGUCCACUGAUCACAUCGAGCCGUUACGCAUCUACGUAGGGCACGACAACGAUGUCGAUUGUGUUGCAUUCCACCCCAACAAUCUCUACGUCUUCACCGGAUCUUGUGAUCGCACCGUGCGUAUGUGGCACAUCUCCGGUGGCAACUGCCUACGUCUCUUCACCGGUCAUACUGGCAACGUGACAGCUAUUGCUUGCUCGCCAGAUGGCAAGACCCUCGCAUCCGCAGACGAUGUGGGUAACAUCGUGCUGUGGAACCUGGAGACAGGACGUAGACGUAAGCGCAUGCGCGGGCACGGCAAGGGUGGCAUUUGGUCACUUUCGUGGAGUGUAGAGUCUAGUGUACUCGUUUCCGCCGGUGCAGACAAGACUGUGCGUGUCUGGGAUGUCCUACAGGAGACUGUUGAGAGUGGUGGCAAGGGCACAGAUGGCGCAGCCAAGACAGACGGUGCGCUUACAACAAAGGGCGCGAGUGGCACUACGGUCACAACGAAGAAGGCAGCGAAGGAGACGGGCAUAUCGGCAGAUCAGAUCAGCGCAUUCCCCACAAAGGACUCGCCCGUCUACAAGGUCCAAUUCACGAGGAUGAACUUGGUGCUAGCAGGAAGUGCAUACCUGCCACAGCGAGUUUAG
Messenger RNA from Ascochyta rabiei, 2202 nucleotides. RefSeq names its product Transcription initiation factor TFIID subunit 5. Gene Ontology annotation, biological process: transcription initiation at RNA polymerase II promoter. The transcript is spliced from 2 exons. Gene Ontology annotation, cellular component: transcription factor TFIID complex. The record is from RefSeq and is a predicted model, not a curated record. Bases 1 to 2202 code for a protein of 733 amino acids. Gene Ontology annotation, molecular function: protein binding; RNA polymerase II general transcription initiation factor activity. Lineage: Eukaryota; Fungi; Ascomycota; Dothideomycetes; Pleosporales; Didymellaceae.